AUGUCAACAAACAACAUUCAAUUCAAUGAAAACAUUUACACUUUGGCAACAAUCUCUGAAGCAAUGGAGUGUAUAUCUGUUCCUGGAGUGAUGACUCUUAGACUUGAUAUUACUAUAAAAGUUAGAACAUCUAAGUGGAGAGAUUGCUUGCUAGAAAUUGGUAAAUCAUGUGCAGUCAAAUGGAUUAUCUGUAAUUCUAACAAGCAAUCUACUGAUAUUACUGCUGAAGAAGCCAAAGACAGUGGUAUUAAGAUGUGCUUUUCCCAAGAGUAUUUGUGUCAUCGUGCUGGCACUUAUGAAUCCAAGGCAGCCAUGAGAGUAGUUCAGAAAAGAACUAAGAAAAAUAAGUGUUCUGCUCUUCUUCGUGUCAGAGGACUCUUUAAGACGCCAGAGUGGUAUGAGAUAACUUUGACAAAAGAUCAUACUGAGCAUACUCCUGGUGAUGUUCAUGAAGAUAUCCAUACUCUUCCUCUUGCAAAGAAAUACCUCCAUGAGCUGUCCCAACAAUUAGAACAGUCGUCUAAAUCUGCUAGCCAGAUACGUAUUGAUAUGCUGAGAGCUAUUGAUAGAUAUGGAAGAAAUUCUGAAUGCAAGGUCAACUAUUAUAACAUUUGGAACUUGAUGAAUAAGGCCAAUACCAGCUACUCACCAAGUUUAAACGUAUUUGCUUGUGGUUUUAUGUCGCCAAUACAGCAAAAUAAGAUGAAAAAUGCUGCUUCUUUUUGCUUGGAUGCCACUCAUGGUAUCUCUGAAAAAAUCGAUGAGAUUCUUUACACUCUUCUUAUCCAUGAUGAAGAAAUUGGUAGAGGCUGGCCUGUAGCAUAUAUGAUUACCAAUGAUAGAGGUGUGAGCCCCAUUGUGCAGUGGCUGCAAUUCUUAAAGUCUUCUCUCUUUCUUGUUAAUCCAAAACAAAUAACUAUUGAUUGCUGCUCGGCUAAAGUUCAUGCAAUUCAAACCAUCUUUCCUAUCACACAAAUCCAAUUCUGCAUAUUUCACGUAACUCAAGCAUGGAACAGAAAGCUCUCUGACUCCGUUAAGAUUCCUGGCUCUUUGCCAUCUGAGGCUUGUCUUCUUCGUAGUGAAAUGAUGAAAUCAUUUCAAGAGAUUGUGUACGAAGAAGAUUUAGAUCAGUUUCAUCACAAACUUGUAUAG
Molecule: messenger RNA, 1152 nt
Organism: Phycomyces blakesleeanus NRRL 1555(-)
Lineage: Eukaryota; Fungi; Mucoromycota; Mucoromycetes; Mucorales; Phycomycetaceae
Exons: 2
Coding region: 1-1152 (383 amino acids)
Source: RefSeq, a predicted model, not a curated record